Messenger RNA from Indicator indicator, 3567 nucleotides. RefSeq names its product structural maintenance of chromosomes 2 (gene SMC2). Gene Ontology annotation, molecular function: protein binding; ATP hydrolysis activity; ATP binding. The transcript is spliced from 24 exons. Lineage: Eukaryota; Metazoa; Chordata; Aves; Piciformes; Indicatoridae. The coding region runs from base 1 to 3567 and encodes 1188 amino acids. The record is from RefSeq and is a predicted model, not a curated record. Gene Ontology annotation, cellular component: chromosome. Gene Ontology annotation, biological process: chromosome organization.
AUGUACCUCAAGUCAAUUGUUAUUGAAGGUUUUAAGUCUUAUGGUCAGAGGACGGAAGUUCGUGACUUUGAUCCACUUUUCAAUGCUAUUACUGGCUUAAAUGGUAGUGGCAAGUCCAAUAUCUUGGACUCCAUCUGUUUCGUGUUGGGGAUCACCAAUCUGUCACAGGUGCGUGCUUCCACCUUGUAUGACCUAGUUUAUAAGAAUGGACAAGCUGGAAUUACUAAAGCAACUGUGUCUAUUACCUUUGAUAAUUCUGACAAGAAACGAAGUCCUCUGGGAUUUGAAGAUUGUAAGGAGAUCACUGUCACUAGGCAGGUUGUUGUUGGAGGUAGAAAUAAAUAUUUUAUCAAUGGUUUCAGUGCCACCAGCAAUAGAGUGCAGGAUCUCUUCUGUUCCAUUGGACUCAAUGUCAAUAACCCUCACUUCCUCAUUAUGCAGGGACGAAUUACCAAAAUUCUCAGUAUGAAGCCACCAGAGAUUUUAGCUAUGAUUGAAGAAGCAGCUGGUACUAGGAUGUAUGAAAGCAAGAAAAUAAGUGUACAGAAAGCCAUAGAGAAGAAGGAAAACAAACUGAAAGAAAUUCAAAUGGUCUUAGAUGAGGAUAUCAAUCCAACUUUACAGAAACUGAAAGAGGAACGAGCAUCCUAUCUAGAAUACCAAAAAGUAACACGAGCAAUAGAACACUUAAAACGUUUCUGUGUGGCUUAUAGUUUUGCUCAAGCUGAAAAGGCAAGAGAAUCCUCCAGUGAAAUGUUAAAGGAACUGCAGGCUAAUGUGGGAAAGCUUUGUGAAUCAAAGGCUGAAAAUGAACAUAAGAUGAAACAACUUAAUGAAGUGGCAGAGAUGGAAAAGGAAAGGUGUAAGGAAGCUGCUGGUGUUCUCCAUUCACUGGAACAUGCUCUUUCAGAAAUUAAAAGAGAAAAUACCAGAGCACAAAGUACCCUGGAUCUCAAGAAGCAAAACUUAAAAAAUGAAAAGAUUAAGUAUGAAGAACUGGUAAAAAGUAUGCAGAAGGAUUCUAAAGCAUUGACAUCAAAGGAGAAUGAAGUAAAGAAGAGAGAGCAAGAGCUAAAUGCUUUACAGGAAACAAGUGAAAAAGAUACAGUUGCCUUGAAUGCAGCGCAAUACCAUUUUAAUGCUGUGUCUUCUGGCUUGUCUAGUGGCAAUGGGGAAGAUGCUACUCUGUCUGAACAGAUGAUGGCUUGUAAAACUGAAAUCAGCAAAGCAGUGACAGAGGCUAAACAGGCCCAAAUGAAGUUGGAUUAUGCACAAAAAGAAUUAAAGACAAAACAAGCUGAAGUUAAUAAGAUGGAUGCAGGCUACAAGAAAGACCAAGAGGCACUUGAAGCUGUCAGGAAUACAAAAAAUCAACUAGAGGAUGCAAUGAAGAAGCUGAACUAUGAAGAAGAGAAAGAAGCUGCCCUUUUAAAAGAAGAGAAGGCACUGACACAUGACAUCUGUCGGCUGAAGGGAUUGCAUGAAAGAUUAGUGGCAAAGUUUCCUUCUCUACAGUUUAGAUACAGCCAUCCAGAGAAGAAUUGGGAUUCAAGACGUGUGAAAGGCCCAGUUUCAAAUCUUAUGGUUAUGAAAGAUGCAUCCCAAGCAAAAGCCCUAGAAGUGGUGGCUGGAGGGAAACUCUUUAACAUUGUUGUGGACACUGAGGCUACUGGCAAACUGCUUUUACAAAGGGGUGAACUACAUCGUCGAUACACCAUCAUUCCGCUAAACAAGAUUGCAGCUGUGUGUGUUGAACCAGCAAAAAUCAAUUUGGCCAAAGCCUUGGCUGUCCAUGAUAACUUGGAUUUAGCUCUUUACCUAAUUGAAUAUGAACCUGAACUACAGAAAGCGAUGGAGUAUGUAUUUGGAGGAACACUGGUCUGUAAUAGCAUGGACACUGCCCAGAAAGUGACCUUUGACAAAAGGAUAAUGACAAGAACUGUUACAACUGAUGGAGAACUGUUUGACCCCCAGGGCUCCCUGCGUGGAGGUGCGUUUUUGAAUGCUCCAUCAAUCUUGUCUUCACUCAAAGAAAUUAAAGAUACUGCAAUAGAACUCUCUGCAAAGGAACACAGACUUAAGGCUGUGGAGGAGGAGCUGGCAUGUUUGAAGAAAGUUGGUGAAAAGUACCGGCAACUGAAGCAGAAGUGGGAGAUGAAGUCUGAGGAAGCAGAGCUGCUGGAAAAGAAGCUUCAGCUAAGUGCUUACCACAAGCAAGAGGAAGAGCUACUGGCACUGAAGAAAACAAUUGUGGAGUGUGAAGAGACAUUAAAGAGAACUGAAGAGACCCAACAGAAGGCAGAAGAUAAAUAUAGGCUAAUAGAGAAAAAAAUUAAAGUCAGAGAAGCAGAGCGUGCACAACAACUGAAAAAUGCCCAGCAGAAAUUAGAUGAUGCCAAGAAAAAGGCAGACACUUCAAGCAAGCAAAUGAAAGAAAAGCAGCAGGAAGUUGAAGCUUUAGUUCUGGAACUUCAAGAGCUAAAACAAGAGCAGACCUCCUAUCAGCAACAGAUAGAGGCUGUAGAUAAAGCAAUCAAAAACUACGAGGAACAAGUUAAUGCUUUGACAGCUGAGUUGUCUAAGACAAAGGAAUCUCUGGAGAAAUCAGAGAAAGAGGUGGCUAAUCAAAAGGAAGUCGUUGAGUUACAGAAUGAAGCUAUUAAAGCCAAAGAUGCAGAGACAGCAAAAUACAGAGAACAAAAUAAUGAAUUACAGCUUCGGGUUAAAGAAUUAGAACACAACAUCAGCAAACAUCAUCAAGACAUUGAUGAUGCUGCUUCCAAGAUCAACAAAAUGAUGAAAGAGUACCCAUGGAUAGCUUCAGAGAAGCAGUUUUUUGGUCAGCCGGAUACAGCCUAUGAUUUCAAAGCCAACAAUCCUAAAGAUGUAGCUGUAAAGCUGCAGAAGCUGCAGGAGAAGGAAGAUGGGUUAUCCAAGAGUGUGAACUUGAGAGCUGUGAAUAUGUUUUCUGAGACAGAGGAGAAAUUCAAUGACUUGAUGAGGAGAAAAAGAAUUGUAGAGAAUGACAAGUUACAAAUUCUUGCAACUAUUAAACAGCUUGACCAGAAGAAAAGGGAAGCUUUACACAUAGCUUGGAAAAAGGUGAAUGAAGACUUUGGUUCCAUCUUCUCAACACUUCUACCAGGAGCCAAAGCUAUGCUAGUAGCUUCUGGACACAAGAAUAUCUUGGAAGGCUUGGAGUUCAAAGUUGCCUUGGGAAACAUCUGGAAAGACAACUUAACAGAACUUAGUGGAGGACAAAGAUCACUGGUGGCCUUGUCCUUGAUUUUAGCCACGCUGCUCCUCAAACCUGCCCCCAUAUACAUCUUGGAUGAAGUGGAUGCAGCUCUUGAUCUCUCUCAUACCCAGAAUAUUGGGCACAUGCUUAAUUCACACUUUAAACAUUCACAGUUUAUUGUGGUGUCCUUAAAGGAUGGAAUGUUUAACAAUGCAAACGUCCUCUACACGACCAAGUUUGUGGAUGGUGUCUCUACUGUUGAAAGACAUGGUUUUUGGUCAAGAAAGAAACAUACCUUCAGGAAUAGCCAGAAUAUGGGAAAAGUAUAA